This is a messenger RNA of Arvicanthis niloticus (Nile rat), 924 nucleotides long. RefSeq names its product ubiquitin C-terminal hydrolase L3 (gene Uchl3). NCBI's taxonomy places the organism in Eukaryota, Metazoa, Chordata, Mammalia, Rodentia, Muridae. The record is from RefSeq and is a predicted model, not a curated record. Gene Ontology annotation, molecular function: cysteine-type deubiquitinase activity. Gene Ontology annotation, biological process: ubiquitin-dependent protein catabolic process; protein deubiquitination. Gene Ontology annotation, cellular component: cytoplasm.
GGUCCGAGCGCGCGGGGGCGGAAGCUGCGGCGGCAGCGGCGGCGGUGGCGGCGGCGGCUGUCAGAGCUGGAGAGCGGCCGGGGACGCAGUCAUGGAGGGUCAACGCUGGCUGCCGCUGGAGGCCAACCCUGAGGUCACCAACCAGUUUCUCAAGCAAUUAGGCCUGCAUCCUAACUGGCAGUUUGUUGAUGUGUACGGGAUGGAGCCUGAACUCCUUAGCAUGGUACCGAGACCAGUGUGCGCAGUGUUACUCCUCUUCCCUAUCACAGAAAAGUAUGAAGUCUUCAGAACAGAAGAGGAAGAAAAAAUAAAAUCUCAAGGACAAGAUGUUACAUCAUCAGUAUAUUUUAUGAAACAAACCAUCAGCAAUGCCUGUGGAACGAUUGGACUAAUCCAUGCCAUUGCGAACAAUAAAGACAAGAUGCACUUUGAAUCAGGGUCAACAUUGAAAAAGUUCCUGGAGGAGUCUGUAUCAAUGAGCCCUGAAGAAAGAGCCAAAUACCUGGAGAACUAUGACGCUAUUCGAGUUACUCAUGAAACCAGUGCACAUGAAGGUCAGACUGAGGCACCAAGUAUAGAUGAAAAAGUAGAUCUUCAUUUUAUUGCGUUAGUUCAUGUAGAUGGGCAUCUCUAUGAAUUAGAUGGACGGAAACCGUUUCCGAUUAACCAUGGGAAAACUAGUGAUGAGACGUUGUUAGAGGAUGCCAUAGAAGUUUGCAAGAAGUUCAUGGAGCGUGAUCCAGAUGAGUUAAGAUUUAAUGCAAUUGCUCUCUCAGCAGCAUAGCAUCUUGACAGAAACACCAAAUACUGUAUUAUUUGCAACGAAAGUUAAAUUUCUGAUGCCAUAACUAACUCAAAAUUUUUAAUAUUUUCAUUAACUUGACUAAUUAAACUUUAUGUGAAUAAACUUUGACUUGACCUGUA